GACUGUACAUCAUUGUGUACGUACGUGAAACUAGUGUACUCGGCCGACAUUCAUUCGAUCCUGUACUUCUUGCGUAGCACAAAUCAGUUGUUUGCUUGAAAAACACAGCUGUAUUUGUUAUUGUAUAAGCAGAAUGAGUAGGCCUAAUACAGAUUUACCGUUGUCUAUUCGUGUGUCGUCAAUUGAUGCACACUUUGAUUGCCCAGUAUGUAUGUGCUACUUCACCAAAGCAUGCCUAACCUCAUGUGGACAUCGCUUCUGUGAAAAUUGCAUUAAAGGUUGCAUAGACACCAGGCACAAGUGUCCAUGUUGCAAUACACGUCUGGAGCAUGCACAGUUAACACAUGAUCCUCAGUUUGAUAGUCUUGUGGCGAGUGUGCUAAAGGAGAGAAAAGCCGCAGAGCAGUCAUACUUCUCAGAUCUAAUCAAAGCAGCUCAUGAACAAGAGAACAGGGAACAUGCUAGAGAAAAAACACCUAUUGAAAUUGUCCUUCAAAAACACUUAAGCAGAAGCCUGGCCCAGCAUGAAGUGUUUUACCAGGAGAUUGAGAGUAGGUUAAAGCAGCAUAUAGCAACAGUUGAAAUGGAUAAGGAGACCCGCCUACAGAUGUUGCGAGAGCCAGGCACUCUCAGUGAAGAAGAGGUUGCUGUUAGAAUUGUUGAAAUUAAUGAAGAGUGUGACGCAUUACAACAAGUUUUGCAGACUGAACUAACAAACAGCACGCAGCUCAUUGUUGAUGCCUAUGAUAGGUUCCUGACAACCUCUCUUCCAGAGCCAUCGGUUUUGCCAGUCACUGUUCCCAUACGCUUCCUUGGAAAGGAGCUGAAAUUGAGAAAUCAAGUCUUACAACCCAUGACAAAGGUUGCUGAUAUUAAAACAGAAGUUAUAAAAGAAUUAGCUAGAAGAUGUGACAAUGUCCUGAGCUUCCCAGAUGAAGUAAAAUUUUUACUUCUUCGUCCAUUUACAAAAAACAAUGCUGAGAUAACAGAUGAUUUAUUGAUAGCAAUAGCCAAUCAAACAUCAGCACAUCGUGAUGUCAUAGUGAUGUCAUUUGAGUGUUGUCCUGUUCUGGAGGUUGAUGCUCAGCCAGGUAGUGAGAUUGUUAUAGUUGGUCCAGUCGUCUUAUCCAGUGAUGUACCCAAGAAAUGCUAUGCCAAGACUUACAACAAGGCUCAGCCUGAGAUGACUAACUACUACACUUGUGACCAAUGUAAAUUUAGUUGGAUAUGUGAGGUCUGUAGAGAAACUUGUCAUAAAAAUCACACAACUAAACCAAAGAUCAUCAACUAUACACCAACAUGGGCAUGUUGUUACUGCUUAAAGAAAUCCACUAUAAAAGGAAGGAUAAAUUUCAAUUUGUUGGAAGAAUACAUUUGAUGGAUUUUGGUUUGGCUUGGAUGGAUGGAUGGAUUUAUUCGGUGUAAACACCAAGGAUAACCCACGAAAGUCUACAGAAGACUUAUUUCCAGUGGUGUCCUUCUGGUGGUACACCGGGAGACAAUCCCCUACUCUUUUCCAAAUAACGUACUGCAUUCUUUAAUGUGCACACGUGCUAUAAAGUAUACAGGACGCACAGCUUAAACUUAUCAUCCAAAAGACGGUGCGCUAUCUUAACUUGCAUUUCAGCCCUCAACUGAUACACAAGGAGAGCAGCGAUGGGAAUUGAACCGGGGACCUAGAGCACUUCACGGUUCAGCGCACACACAGUGGCUACCAACAGUUUAGCCGACUGAGCUAAGCUCCUCUCUUUUGAUUUAAAGAUGUUAUUAUGCAAGAUAAGGGAAUAAAGAUUUUAUUUCGUCUACACACAGUCAAAGCUUUUAUCAUCAAAAUGUGUUUAUCUCUCAAAGGCCAAAAAUUGAGAUUACUAUACAGAGUUAUUAAAUACAGAAAUAAACUUUAAAUUUAAAAUCAAUUACUUUUGCUUUAAUAUCUUUUUUUUUUAUAGUCAUGUCACUAAUUUCUAAUUAUGCCUUAGUAAUAUGAGUAAUUUUACCAUGUCUUAACAAUAUCUUAUAUACCAAUUAUUUAAAUACAUUAAAUUAUUAAAAGAUAAUUGGCAUAUCAGACAAGUAGGCCAAAUUUAGUUAGUGCUUAUUGGUUUUCAAUACAAACUUCUACCAACAUGAACAUGGAUAAGACUGUGUCUUUUAAGACAAUUUAAAAAUUUAAAAAUUCAAUUUAAAAAUUGCUACUGGGUCAUGUACCAAAAAGUGCUUUGACCGUUUAAUACAUUUGAAAAUUAAAGUAUUCAUUUGGUUCCUUUCAUCCAAUUCUCCCUUAAUUUAAACAUGUUUUCUUGUAUUUUAUUUUUUAUUCAUUAUUUACCUUUCCUGACGAAUAUGUACCACCUGUUGAUGACUCUGUGCCAUUAUUAUUUUAUAAUCUAUCAUAUUUUUUUUUCAAAUUUUUUUUUAUCUGUAACCCCUCAUAUACAUUUCUGUAACAGUUCGAUAACUGAAAAGGCUUGUUAUGAAAACAUGUGCUUGUGCUUGUCAAAGAGGAUCGGUAUAAUACAAUUUGAGGUUAUGAAAAAUUAUGCUAAAGGGUCAUAUAUUCAUAACCUUAGCCGCAAUAUAUGUAAAAAAAAUUAAGAAGUGACAGUCAAUGAUGAAUCCCAUUAGGACCAUGUCAUAUUGUGUACAAAAUUCAGCCAAUAGGAGCAUCUAUAUGCUGAACAUUGUUUAGUGAAACAUUUGACAUGGUAAUUAAAUGUAAUGAUAUGUAGCAUAUAAUUCACUAUGCCAUCUUCUGAGAGUGUAGUCUACCCUAGUGGCUCAACUUUUAAGUCAAUGAUUUUUAACACAUAUUUUGAUGGUUAUAUUUUUAGUAUUGCCAUAUGAUUAAACUAUGAGUCAUUAUCCUUCACAUUUCCCUUUCUCAUCUCUCCUCAUUCUCUUGUUAUGACCUUCUCCCUUUCUCCUAAUUACUCUUUUCUCUGUCCUCCCAUUUGUUAUUGGUUUGUUAUCACCUCCAUUUUCUAAUUAUAAUAUUAAUAUUAUAAAAAGUUUAAUAACAUAAGGGCUAUAGCAUUUCACAUUGUGUAUGUCCAUAUUGUAAGGUAAAUAAAUCUAUUAAAAUUAUGCAAUGAUGCCUCCGAGAAUAAUUUAUAUUACACUGUACAAAACAAGCUGUGAUUGUUUAAUUAAAAAUUUUAAUUGAAAACAAACAAUACAAACAUAUUUUCAAAGCAUUAUUUAAUUUUCAUCACAAAUUUUCAAUGUUCACCAUUCUGUAAUUAGUGAGCCGAAUAUUAUAUUUAAUAUUAUUAUUAGUGAAGUUUGGUUUUGAUAAAGCCUUUAGAAUCCGGAAACAGCUGUCAAAGUGCUUGCUUUUACCUACGGUCAGUAGUUCCAAAUUGGCAAACAUGGGUAAUGUGCUACCUUCACUUUUCUCUGGGGAUCAUUCGUACAGUUCAAUGCAAAAUAAAGAGCAAUUCAUUCAGUACCAUAACAUCCUACUGGAAAACUAUUCUGGGUUGAGAAAAAAAAAAACACAGAAAAAAGUGCAUUGCCCAAGGACACCAGCAAAAGAAAUAGUAAAGUAAACAAUUUCUUUGAAAAAUAGUGAAAACUGAAUUGUUUAGCAACUCCCUGGUUUUAGUCAGUGUAUCUCAGCAAGUUGAUAACUUUUUAUUUAUUUUUAAUGACCAAUUCAGUGUUAUUUAGAAACUUAUUACUGUAGUAUUAUAUUGGAAAAAUACACCCUUUUUAAAGAUUUUACAAUAUAAAAAUGUACUUUGAUUUGACCUUUCUUAUAGAGGUAGGUCUGUAAUGGCAUGGGACAAGCUUUUCUUGACAAAAUCUUGAAUGUAAUGAUUUGUAAAUUCAGUGGCUUAAUUACUUUAACUCUUAAGCUGUGACACAGGACAGAUCUGAAAACUGAAAUCUAAAUGUCAUUUCAAAGCCUGCACCUUAAUUAUUAUAACUUAGUGUAAUCUGUACGUGUGUUCCUGGAGGGGUUACCCAGAGAGGUUGAAAGGGUAGAUUUGCAAAUUGCAAAAUGUAACCCAUGAUUUGAGGUAUUUCAGGCAGAAAGCAGGAUGAUAUAUUGUCAAAAACACUUCAGAGUGAAAAUACUUGGGAUAAGUAAUACCACAGUUUUGAGAACACUAUAUAAACCUUUAUAUUGGUUAGCUUUUACUGUUGCUAAUUAGGCCUACAUUAUUCUUAUUAAAUAUUCCUAUUAUAAUUACUUUUUGGUAUUAAUUUUAUUCUUCAAGACCAACCUACUUUAGGCUUGAGUUUAAAUUGCCUCCCUGACUUCUGAAUUCAUGCCUCCAUUUCGCAAAUAUACUAAAAUUUAUAAUACCCUACAAAAAGUCAACAAAAAAAACAUGCUUUACAUUAUUUCUCCUCAGGAAUUUUCUUUGUUUUCCAUUUUUAAUUGGUGUUGUAUUUAGGUUCCCAAGAGUAUAAGUAAACAUUGCCAGUAGGUCCUGAUAUUUAGAACUGGUUUCCAGGUUGUUCCCAAGAUUUUAUUUCUCAAUUAUGAUACCCCAUGCUAGUUGCUAUGUGAUAGGUGUCUGUCUCAAAAGUAUUUUAUUUCCAUAACUUUUCAUGAUAAAAAUAAUUUCAGUAUGUAAAAAUAACAAAUAUCUAAUAUAUAUGAAAAUAUAGUAUCAUGAAAUCUUAAUUGAUUUGCAUUUUUAAUAUCACUAGAAAAAAAAAUUCUGACAGUUACAUGCAAGAACCCUAGGAUUAUAAUGUAGAUUGUCACUCCAAUAGACAUAACAUCUAGAUAUAGACAUCAUUUAAAAUCCAGUUAGCAUGUGGAACUCCUAGAUAUAAAGUAUGUUCUUAAUCAUACAACUAAUGACAUACAGCUUGUCAAUAUGUUAUGGGGGAAAAAAACCAAAGGUAAACUUAGUCACUGAGUAGCUGUCUGGGAUGUACAUGUGUCCCCUAUGACAUUAUUAUUAGAUACUCGCCAGCAUUAAACCCAGAUUCACAACUAUUCAGUUACAAGUCUUGUACCUUAUUCAAACUAGCAUCACAUUGCGAUUGGCUGUAGCAAUUGUAACACCCAGUCGCAUAUCACAAUCGUGUGUAGAAGCUCACCAAUAGUAAUCGAUAUCGCAAUUGUUACCCGUUGCAAUUGGGUAUCUUUAUUACUCCAGAAUUCCACAGGCACUAAUUGGCUGAGGUCAGUUAACAUAGGCCUAUCCAACGGAAGCCUAGGCCCUAGAACUGUUUCACCUCCCGUUCCAAUGUUUUUGUGUUGUUCUGAAUGCGCUCGUUGAUUGCAAUCGGGACUAAUAAGUUUUGGAUUACUACCAAUUACCUCGCAACCUAUCGCAAUGAAGUGUAGUCUGAAUAGGGUGUAAAACUUUACUGCUCAGCCACAUUGUCUACAAUAUCUCACCCAAACAUGGAUUUUUGGCAACGACUAACCUAUAACUGGAAACAUUAUGUUGUGGUCGUGCUGUCUACCCACCAGUGGGGGUGCCAAAAGGAGUCUUAAGGUUAAGGUUCUCAUAAAUGAUCCAAUUUUUUCAACAAGAGGUCCAAAAUGUCCUACAGGGGGUCCAUACACACCUCAGUCCAAUAUGGUUGGAGAAACUAUUGAAUUCACAGAAAUUCUUUUUCAAAGCAGUGUUUCCUGAUAAAAUGAUUGGCAUCGUCUCCCAUGGAGGGUUCAGGGUUCCACUGCAUUGCCACUGCUAUCCACAAGUCAAUACAAUUCAUAUUCAUCACGUUUGGCACCUAUAGAAAAUGACAAAUUUUCCUGUCAUAUUCCAGUUACUGCAGCUGUGACCUUUGUGAAUACUCCUUGUUGUUUAAUUGAGUCCUAGAAACUUCAGAAUCUGGACAAAAGUUCUAAGUGUCUUUGCAUGGCCAUGCCAAUGAACUUAGAUGGUUUUCAUGUGCCCUUGUUUAGAUUUUGAACUUUUAUUUCAUGGAAUGGAUUUGAGUCAUUUGGGAAUUCAAUGUUAAUAAUUAACAUCAGUUUAGAACUCAUGAUUCUAUGGUGUUGAUUGUAUGUUUUUAGAGUAUGAAAAUGUUGAAUUUUGUCUUAAAUUUCAUACAAAUUAUUUCCAUAUUAAAAAAAUAAAUGUUAUGAUUUAUAAUACAUAAAUAAAUGUUAUGAUUUAUAAUACAAUAAUGUGCCCUUGUUUAGAUUUUGAAGUUUUAUUUCAUGGAAUGGAUUUGAGUCAUUUGGGAAUUCAAUGUUAAUAAUUAACAUCAGUUUAGAACUCAUGGUUCUAUGGUGUUGAUUGUAUGUUUUUUAGAGUAUGAAAAUGUUGAAUUUGUCUUAAAUUUCAUACAAAUUAUUUCCAUAUUAAAAAAAUUAAUGUUAUGAUUUAUAAUACAUUAAUCAACAUUUAAUGCCUAAUUAUAUUUUGAUAUCUUUAAUUUAGCAAUAAAAUAUUCCACAAAAUAUCACACUACACAUUUAAAUCUUGAAUGGUCAAUACAUAUUCCUGAUUUGUCACUAGUUAAUAUGGAAAUAUGGAAAAAAUAUUGAUAGCUACCAUGCAGUGGCGAAGCCUGGCGGCCCUUUAGGGCCCCAGUCUCAGGGGGAUGGGGCAAAGGCCCUGUGGGUGUUUGGCAGUGAAGCCCCCCCCCCCAGCCGCUCCAGCAUUUUUAGCGUUCAAUGACACAUUUUAAUGCCUCUUUUAUGCAUUUGAAUUCUGAGUUUAUGUACAGUAUUGUGAUUUGACAUAAAAAGGCAUACUUAAUUUUAACUCAGAUUUGAAAAAAAAAGAUUAUUCAAAUUUGCUGGCGGCUUCUUGAGGCUGCAGGGCCCCUGGCAGCUCAUAGCCAUUAUGCCACAGUUACUAUGAUUAUAACAAAUUGCGGAUGGCCAUUACUGUGACCUACUGUAUAUAAUUGGUCCACAUAUGUGAUUGUGCAGGAUACACAGAUUCAUAAUCGGCUUGUGAUAAUAUUGAUUUGAACAAAGAUUGUAAAAAUAAAUCUUUGUCACCAUUAUUCAUAUUUGACCUGUUUUUUGGCUAGUUUUGAUGUCUAAUUUUCCUGGGAGUUAUAACUGACCCCCCUUCAGGCAGCUUCCAUCCGUUGUCCCAGUUUUAUUCCCAACUGUUUGGUAUGCUCUAGUUGAUGUGACUCGCUGUUACGGUCUGGUGAGUGUAAGAGAGUGACAGGUACAGAGGUGCUAAACGAAAAGAGGGUACUUUAAUUUGAUGCUAUAGGGAUUGCCUUGAAGUGUCAGGAAAAACAUUAGAUAUUUACACAAGAUACAUUGAUUAUUCAUUAUUGAAUUAUGUUAGUUAGGAACAUCAGAUAAGGAAUAUCAUAUAAUUUAAUUGAAGGGGAUUUCGGGAGGCCAUGAAAGCUAGAGAAAAAAAUUGUUUUGAUAUGUUGUACUGAUUUUUCUAAGACAAGUAAAGAGUGUUUGACAAAAACUUACUAAAAAACUGGUGGAAAAGGUGGAAAAAUAGUUGUUACGUCCCUUUUUCCUCAGUUUUUAAAUAUUCAAAACCCUUUUCCAAAAAUCAGUUGUACAAUUUAUUUUCUUCUGGAGCCUGACUUUAAUACUUUGAAUAACAUAUUUCAAUUUAGUUUUUUAAUACCGUAAUAAAAAUAGCAUGAUCCAAGUGCAGGGCUAUAUAUCCCCGGGAAGGGUGGUUGACUACUAAAGUUCAGGGUACCAUCUUUCUCUGUGGAGGGUGUAGCACCAUGAGAUGGUGGGAUGAUGCUAAGGCACAGGUAGUCAAAAUGCGGCCCUCAGUGUUAAAUCAAAAAUUCACUUUGGCCAUCAGACCGAUUUUAUGCCCACCUAAGGUGUGCUAAACAUGUGUGCUCAACUUUUAGCAAAUUCUUCUGUAUUACCUUUUUUCAAUUAUUGCAGUACUGUAUGGUCCAAUUGCACAGCUGCACACCUUAAUUCACUCCAGGUUUUACUAAAUAGACUAGCCAGAAUUAUUUUGCAUGCUGAUAUUAG
Molecule: messenger RNA, 7909 nt
Organism: Anneissia japonica
Lineage: Eukaryota; Metazoa; Echinodermata; Crinoidea; Comatulida; Comatulidae
Product: E3 ubiquitin-protein ligase TRIM69-like
Exons: 13
Coding region: 134-1378 (414 amino acids)
Biological process (GO): proteasome-mediated ubiquitin-dependent protein catabolic process
Cellular component (GO): ubiquitin ligase complex; PcG protein complex
Molecular function (GO): ubiquitin protein ligase activity; chromatin binding
Source: RefSeq, a predicted model, not a curated record